Molecule: messenger RNA, 1653 nt
Organism: Eurytemora carolleeae
Lineage: Eukaryota; Metazoa; Arthropoda; Copepoda; Calanoida; Temoridae
Product: histone-lysine N-methyltransferase SETD7
Exons: 13
Coding region: 271-954 (227 amino acids)
Molecular function (GO): protein binding
Source: RefSeq, a predicted model, not a curated record
GAAAGCCAUUGAUAAAGGUGUUGGUUGGAGGGAUACUUCAAGUUUGGAAUACAACAUGGCUUCACCAGAAUAUUUGAUAAAAAGGGUCGGCUCAAGUUUGUGGGAAAUUUUCAGAAUGGUAUAGCAGUCGGAGUUUGUUGGAAGAUAAUUCGGGGUGGUGGAUGUGUGGUAGGACGGGUUGACCAGCACGGUGAGCUGACAGGAUGCAGAAUAGCAUACAUAUAUCCUGAUUUUCAUACAGCACUAGUCGGAAGUUUCAUCAAAGGAACUAUGCAGUCAGCCCAACAGGCAACAAUUGAGAGUAUUAUUGAUGACGAAAGUGGAGUAAAAAUGCCUGUAUUUAGCAGGCCAAGCGGACAUGUUCAUAACAGACAAAUAGGAACAUAUGAUUAUAUAUGUAAAGAUCCGUUGAUCAGAGAUCCCUAUGAAUUAAGAUUUACAGAAGUUCAACGUUCCCGAAUACCAGGAGCAAGUGAAGGAAUAUUUACAAAACAGGAUAUUGAACCAAAUACUAUAAUUGCUUUCUACAAUGGGUCAAGGGCUGAUCCUGUUGAGUUUGAUCCUACAACAUGGGAGACAAAUAACUAUCGUAUCUUUGAUCCGGCAGAUAUACCUAACGGAACAAUAGAUAUUCCUAUCUGGGCACAGGAUGUUAAAAGAUAUUGCGGAACUUUGGCGCACAAAUGCAACCACAGCUUUCUCCCCAAUGCGGAGUUUGUCGUCUUCGAUCAUCCUAAAUUCGGACUAAUUCCUUGCAUAACAUCAACAACUGAUAUUUACGCGGGAGAAGAGAUAUUGGUUGGAUAUGGAUAUGAUUUAAAUGAUUCUCCAGAUUGGUACACUCAAGCUUGGCACAAUAGUAUAUUUGCUGCUCAGGGAGUCAGCUAUCAGGAUUGGAUGGAUUGUAAUGUUAAGCGUCCAUUUAAUAUUAAAGAAACACGUCGCGAUGCGUAGAUUCAAUCCUUUAAUCACCGUGGUGUUCUGGACGGAGAGCCUUCCCACAUAGAUUCAGCCUGCUUAGUAAAGUCUCAUUUAAAAGACAGGGGCGACUUUGAAGUGUCGCAACGCUUAUGUUUUUCUUUAGCAAUUUACAUGUACAUUGAGAGCUUGAGGCCUUUAGAUCACAGUGCACAUAGAUUCAGGCCGCGGCAUAUAAAGUCUUAUUAAUUUUUAAAGACGCCUAGAGCAAUUUGAUUCUCUAACAUACUUAUGCUUUUCUGUAGCGUAGAUCUUUUCAUGUCUAUAUAGAGCACUUGUUGUUAUCUUUGCUUUUUAAGAAGUAAUUGGUAAAAUUCUCUCGAUUAGUGCUUGAGACCUUGAAUACUUUAAAUCACAGUGACCCUGGAGACCCCAUAUGUUUUUUCAUCAUUUCGACACAAAUUUAGACAUGAUCAGCCCAAUCUUAAAACUUUUUAAAUUAUUUUUUUAUAUAAAUAAAUCACUUAUUUCUACAAUAUUUAAUUAAAGGGAGAAAACGCAAUAAAUGGGUUUUCCUCGCAAAUGUCGCCUUCCUUUCAAAUUAUCAAACAGUCAUUAUUUCUUCGAGGACACAAAGCCCGCGGCGUUGAGACACUUAAAAGUCGACCCUGUCUUAAAAAUUGAGGAGACUUUUUAUAAGCAGACUGACUCUAGCUAUGUAAUAUAUAUCUUUAA